Molecule: messenger RNA, 441 nt
Organism: Mangifera indica (mango)
Lineage: Eukaryota; Viridiplantae; Streptophyta; Magnoliopsida; Sapindales; Anacardiaceae
Product: auxin-responsive protein SAUR68-like
Exons: 1
Coding region: 1-441 (146 amino acids)
Biological process (GO): response to auxin
Source: RefSeq, a predicted model, not a curated record
AUGAUCAGCCCCAGGAAACCUACCUGCCUGGUAAGGAAGCUGAAGAAGAUGGCCAAGGGGGAAAAAGCAAUCUCCGUACUAAGAACCAAGGAAGAAUUGAAUGUGAAUAGCCCUAAGAAACCCUCAGUAGCUGGAAGAGGCCAUUUUGUUGUCUACACCACAAAUCAAAAGCGUUUAGAAAUUCCUUUGUUGUAUCUCAACAACAACAUCUUCGUUGAGCUCUUAAAAGUAUCUGAAGAAGAGUUUGGAAUAUCAGGUGAUGGGCCAAUAACAUUGGCCUCUGAUGCAUUUUCCAUUGAAUGCAUAGUCUCUCUGAUCAAACACAGUGCAGAUAAAGGCUCCGAAAAAGCUUUUAUCGAUUAUAUAACCACAAGUCAUUGCACAUCUUCUGCCACACUCCUUCGAGAAUUUACAGGAAAGCAGUCAUUUGUUUGCAGCUGA